This is a messenger RNA of Rhipicephalus microplus (southern cattle tick), 1737 nucleotides long. Its product is annotated as protein arginine methyltransferase NDUFAF7, mitochondrial. The record is from RefSeq and is a predicted model, not a curated record. Lineage: Eukaryota; Metazoa; Arthropoda; Arachnida; Ixodida; Ixodidae. Gene Ontology annotation, cellular component: mitochondrion. Gene Ontology annotation, biological process: mitochondrial respiratory chain complex I assembly. Gene Ontology annotation, molecular function: protein-arginine omega-N symmetric methyltransferase activity.
CCUGGGAACAAGGGCGCAGCGCCGCAACAGCUGAUGAGCGUACUUUAAAGGGGCUAGGACGCUGAUAAAAGUCAACAUCCUUGACCAGUUAAAGAUCAGUUAGGUUCGUACAGGAGCGCGCCUUGACAGCGACAAGAUGAAUUCGGCAGUCGCGCGCGCGGUCCCCAAGCUCCUGCGAGCGCCGAAUGCGGCAGGAGUGGUUGCCCGCAAACUUCACGGCAAGACGCCGACAGCGGCCUCGGAUGUAGCCAAGCAGCUGAGCAAGCGUUCCAUCGUGAUCGAAGCUCAGGCGAAGUCUGCCGAGACCAAGCUUCUGCAGCAGCUCAGAACUCGAAUACUGGCGACGGGACCGAUCACCGUCGCCGAAUACAUGAAAGAAGUGUUGACCAAUCCCAUGUCCGGUUACUACAUGCAUAGGGAUGUUUUUGGCAGUUCGGGAGACUUCACGACGUCACCGGAAAUCUCACAAAUGUUCGGAGAGCUAGUGGCCGUGUGGUUCCUUAACGAAUGGGUCAAAGCGGGAAAGCCGAAGCCUCUUUACAUUGUGGAGUUGGGUCCCGGACGUGGAACUCUUUCCGACGACAUGUUGCGGGUGUUCUCCAAGUACAGCGAUGCCAUGGAAGUGGUGUCCUUGCACCUGGUCGAAAUCAGCCCGCACCUAAGCCAAGUGCAGGAGCUGAAGCUCUGCGGAACCGUCAGCGUCGUGAAGGACGUGUUUGAACACAACCCAGUCACUCUGCGUCUUCCAGUAAAGACAGACACCGAAGAGGCAACUUACAAACACAGCAUCACCAAGCACGGCGUUCCUGUUGGCUGGUACCGCCACUUACACGAUGUGCCGCGUGGGUUCUCGUGCUUCAUCGCCCACGAGUUCCUGGAUGCCCUUCCCGUGCACAAGUUCCAGCGCACCCCUGAAGGGUGGCGGGAGGUUUUCAUAGACCUGGACGACGGGCCGGGUCCACACCAUCUGCGCUACGUGCUUUCCCGGGGACCCACUCCAGCGAGCUUCUUUGCCAAUGUGACUGGUGAAAAGAGGGACCACGUCGAAGUCUGUCCUGAGGCUGGCGUCAUUGUCCAAGAGCUUGCACACCGCAUGGAUGAACAUGGAGGCUGUGGGCUUGUUGUUGACUACGGGCACGAUGGCGAUAAGACAGACACUUUCCGGGCAUUCAAGAACCAUGCCCUUCACCCCGUAUUGUCCGAGCCAGGCACAGCAGAUUUGACUGUAGACGUCGACUUUUCUUAUCUGAGACGGAUUCUCAAGGACAGAGCACUGACAUUUGGGCCCAUACCCCAGGGAGAAUUCCUCAGAAACAUGGGCAUCAGCAUACGCCUGGAGAAACUAUUGGCCAACUGUCCCCCCGAGGCACGUCAAGACUUGCUGACCGGCUACGAGAUGCUCACGCAUCCGGAGAAGAUGGGAGAGCGAUUCAAGUUCUUCGGCAUCUUUCCAAAGGACAUGCAGGACACCCUAAGCACCAAUCCUCCGGCCGGAUUCUUUGCUCCUUCGUAAGAGCUGCAGUGGACACCUUUAGGGGCUUUACUACUUUAGCGCCAUGGUACAUCUGCCCAUGCUGACCCCUCUCAGGAACUGCAUACUUCGUCUCCAAAUGUCGACAUCAGCCGCGGUUGGCGGGACGUCGCACUACAUUUUGCCAUUAUCGAAUCCUCGUGAAAUGGUCCUGCGAAUACCAUUAUUCCUUUGUUGAACAAAAUGAAUUGCAGUCCCCAUCUUGA